Messenger RNA from Daphnia carinata, 605 nucleotides. RefSeq names its product 2-iminobutanoate/2-iminopropanoate deaminase-like (gene UK114). Gene Ontology annotation, molecular function: deaminase activity. Lineage: Eukaryota; Metazoa; Arthropoda; Branchiopoda; Diplostraca; Daphniidae. The transcript is spliced from 5 exons. Bases 94 to 513 code for a protein of 139 amino acids. The record is from RefSeq and is a predicted model, not a curated record. Gene Ontology annotation, cellular component: cytosol.
AUAUCCGUCGGGAAAUCGGAUAGCCUGUUGCUCACAGAAUCUCUGUCGAUUGAUAGCAUAGUUUGUGUUUCAAUCAAGAUUUGAACCUCAAUCAUGUCGAACACCAUUUUGCGUCGCAUUAUUCACUCAUCGUUUGCUCCAGCAGCCAUCGGUCCAUAUAGUCAAGCUGUUCUCGUGGACAAAACAUUAUACAUCUCUGGACAAUUGGGCCUUGAUGCCCAAACUGGGUCGCUAGUUCCUGGAGGAGUUGAAGCUGAAGCAAAGAAAGCCUUAGACAACAUGGGGCACAUUUUGGAAGCAGCUGGAAUUUCCUACAAAAAUGUUGUCAAGACUACUGUUUUGCUUGCAGACAUUAAUGACUUUGGCAAAGUAAAUGAAAUAUAUCGCCAAUAUUUUACAGACAACUUUCCUGCCCGUGCUGCCUACCAGGUUGCUGCUUUACCUAGGGCUGGAAGGGUUGAAAUUGAAGCUGUUGCUGUUGUUGGGGUGAUUGAAGACAUGGCGAAACUGUGAGAAGUUUAAAGUUUGUUAGGAUCUACUAUUAUUGUUAAAAUAUUUUUGUUCACACAGAGAACUUAAAAUAGAAAAGCUCAAACAGUUUAUAA